Molecule: messenger RNA, 870 nt
Organism: Haemonchus placei
Lineage: Eukaryota; Metazoa; Nematoda; Chromadorea; Rhabditida; Trichostrongylidae
Source: the annotation of a GenBank genome assembly
AUGCGGCUGGUGGUGCUAUCCAUUGUGCUGCUUGCUCAGCUCGUUCAAGCGGAAUUUACACCACAUUUUCGAAAAUUCAUUCAUGAUAAUUUUGGUGUAAGCAUUGCCACUUCAUUGGAACGUACGGAUCUCGGUAUGGAUGCAUCAUUUGGUGGUCAGCUGAACGAAGACGAUAAGCCACAAAAGCAAGCCGUCAUAAUAGUUCAUGGAAUCACUAAUAAAAUUACACGGUUUAUGCCGAUGGUACAUUUCCUGCAUUCACAUGGUUACCGUAAUUCAGAAGUGUACGGUACAACAUGGGGUGAUGCUGGUGCGACACCCAUUGGUCUUGUUGAUAUGAAAUGUUCCUAUGUGAAGCAGAUAAGGAGUUUCAUCAUUGCCGUUCGGCAGUAUACCGGCACUCAAGUAGACGUGCUGGCCUACUCGAUGGGAGCACCCAUAGCACGGAAAGCUAUUCUUGGUGGAAACUGUAUGGACACGCGAGAGAUUCUCGGUCCUCCACUAACUGAAAUUAUCGACACAUUUGUCUCUGUCGCUGGAGCGAAUCAUGGCAGUGUACUGUGCUUGGUGCCUAUUCCAGUUGGCACUUGUAACAGAAGGACCGGUUUACACUGCGAUUCCGUCUUCCUGCAGGAUAUCAACAAUCAGUCCGGAUAUGAAGGAACCUAUGUCUUCAGCAUUUUCUCAACGGCUGAUGAAAAGGUCUGUCAUGAGUUUCUUAAGAUUGGCUUCCGAUCAUGUGGCAAGCCAGUUUCACCGAUCAAAGGUGGUACAGGUUAUGUGAAAAAGGAUGGAUUGAGUCAUGAUCAAGUUAUGGACGGAACACAACAUUUACAAAUGAAUUUCAUGACGAAGCAUGCCCCGACGUAA